Molecule: messenger RNA, 1573 nt
Organism: Esox lucius (northern pike)
Lineage: Eukaryota; Metazoa; Chordata; Actinopteri; Esociformes; Esocidae
Product: WD repeat-containing protein 88
Exons: 11
Coding region: 111-1310 (399 amino acids)
Molecular function (GO): protein binding
Source: RefSeq, a predicted model, not a curated record
CUGAAUGGGGGAGCAAACUUUGUACGACAUUGGCCAGUACCGGGUAUCUCGUUCCGCGAAAUGAAUAUGCGGUGGGUGUUAUAGGGAAACAUUAGGUUCCUGGAAAGAAAAUGUCACGGAGAGAUGUCGACCCGUUGGCCCUGGAUGACACCACUGAAGACGGGAAGGAUCUGGAGAGUGUCUCGCUCUGGGCCCACGAGGCGCUUGCCCAGAUUACCGUCAAGGUGCUCAGGGGUCACACUGAGGCCGUCACCAGCUGUCAGUUCUGCUUCGACGACACCAAAGUCCUGACCAGCUCCCAAGACACGACGGCCAGACUGUGGGACGCAGAGAGCGGUGCCACACUGCUGGCCUACAAGGGUGGACAUCAGUUAAACGUCUCUGAGUGCGCCUUGGUUCCUGACAAGAAGAGACUGAUCACUGCGUCAUGGGACAAAACCCUUAAGGCCUGGGACAUGGAGACAGGCACGGUCAUUUGGACGGCAGCUCAGGACGGUCUCCUGACGUCAUGCAGCGUCUCGGCGGAUGGGAAGUACGUAGCGUCCUCUUCUGACCCCGAGAACCGUCUCUGCCUCACCUCAGCCGAUACAGGGGAGAGGAUCCUCCAAAUCAAAGGUCAUCACAAGGCCACGAUCAUGCAGUGCUGCUUUGAUCCACAGAGCCAGCAUGUAGCCAGUGUAUCUGCAGACAGAAGCAUAAAGCUGUGGGACAUGGUCUCCAACAAAACUACCCUCUCUAUCAAUAGCACGCACACCAACGUCAUCGCAAACUGCUGUUUCACUCCUAACGGUCGCCAUCUGUGCACGGCAUCAUGGGACAAGUCUCUACGGCUGUGGGACAUCCAGACGGGAACAUACCGUUCCCACGGAGGUCUGGUCCUCGGCAAAGGUCACGACGGUUCCAUCAGCUCUUGCGCCUUCUCCAGCGACGCGUCCCUCCUUGUGUCGGGGGCCUAUGACAGGACCGUGGCUGUGUGGGACAUGAACGCCGUCUGCAGGACUCUGGUGUUGAAGGGACACAGAGAUUGGGUGACAGAUGUCUCAAUCAGUGCUGACAGGAACUGUGUUGCUUCUGCUUCCAAGGACACGACUGUAAGGCUGUGGAAUAUUGAACAUGCUGAGGCGAUACCUGCAGUUAUUGAGGCUAGGAAGACUCAGGGAAUGGGUUAUCAUAUCCUCAAGUGUGAGGAAUGUGGAAAAGCUUUCUCCAUUUCUCGACUGGAGAAUUCAGAUCUGGUCACAAAGUGUGUUUUCUGCCGGCUGAAGACACCAACCAGAUACCACCUUCAACCUCUGCAGUUCAUUAACUGAAUGUAGGCUAUGUAAUGUCUUAUUUUGUCAUCGUUGUUGGAGAUUGUAUUUAAAUCAAGAGUUUUAAGAUGUCAAAGCAGACAAGGCCCUUUCUUAAUUUGACUGCUUUCAUCCUGUCUGAAUUGAUGAGUUGUGCUACCACAUUGUGUCUGGGAAGCAGUUAAAUUCCCCCCUCAGAAUGGCAGUUUAUAUUCUCCCUCAGAAUGGCAGUUAAAUUCGUCAGUGUCUUUUACUGUAUCGUAUUAAAGCUCUACUUCAUUCAC